Brettanomyces bruxellensis is the source of this 1137-nucleotide messenger RNA. RefSeq lists its product as uncharacterized. Bases 1 to 1137 code for a protein of 378 amino acids. Gene Ontology annotation, molecular function: peptidyl-prolyl cis-trans isomerase activity; protein binding. Gene Ontology annotation, biological process: protein folding; protein peptidyl-prolyl isomerization. The transcript has a single exon. The record is from RefSeq and is a predicted model, not a curated record. Gene Ontology annotation, cellular component: intracellular membrane-bounded organelle. Lineage: Eukaryota; Fungi; Ascomycota; Pichiomycetes; Pichiales; Pichiaceae.
AUGUCAACAGAAGAAAAAAAGGAGGAGACUAGCACUCCAGUUGAGGAAACCCCUAUCAAGGAGGACCCAUCAAAGAGGACCAAGGUGUAUUUUGACAUCACGAUUGGAGGCGAGAAGGCAGGAAGAAUCGCAAUGGAAUUAUUCGAUGAUAUAGUUCCAAAGACUGCGGAGAACUUCAAAGAACUCAGCACAGGAGAGAAGGGAUUCGGAUACAAGGGAUGCACAUUCCAUAGGGUGAUCAAGAGCUUCAUGAUCCAAGGUGGAGACUUCACGAAUCACAAUGGAACAGGUGGAAAGUCGAUCUAUGGUGAAAAGUUCGAGGAUGAGAACUUCCAGCUGAAACACGACAAACCAUUUCUUCUCUCGAUGGCCAAUGCCGGGAAGAACACCAACGGUUCGCAGUUCUUCAUUACGACUGUGCCCACUCCACAUUUGAACGGCAAGCAUGUCGUCUUUGGUCACGUGAUAGCAGGAAAGUCGGUUGUUCGUAAAAUUGAGCGCCAGGAAACGGAUAAAUCCGACAAGCCUUUGCAGGAUUGCGUGAUUUCAGAUUGCGGAUUGCUCAAGGAGGGUGAUCCGGUUGCUUUUGUUGAUGAGACCGGUGAUAAGUACGAGGAUUCUCUUGAAGAUGAGUCCUCAGUUGACAAAAAGGACCCGCAGAGUGUUUUUUCGGCCGUCAAGACAAUCAAGCAGUACGGGACAGAUAGCUACAAGAAGGGAAACUUGAAGCUGGCCCUUGAGAAGUAUGAGAAGGCGGCCAGAUACUUGGAGAGCUUCCUUCCAGACGAUAUGCCAAAGGAGAAGAUCACGGAAUUGUGGCAGUUGAAGGCCUCGUGCUACCUAAACUGUUCUUUGAUGGCGUUGAAGUCGAAGGAUGCGAAAAGUGUGCUCAAAUUCUCGAAGAAGGCGCUUGAAUGUGAGCAGCUUACGGAGAAAUCAAAGGCUAAGGCUUUGUACAGAAGAGCUAUGGGACAUCUUCUUGGUCAUAAUGAAGAAGAUGCAAUUACAGACUUCGAGGCAGCAAAGAAGAUGUGUCCGGGUGAUGCGGGUGUGUCUAGAGGUUUGUUGAAGGCCAAGCAGGGUUUAAAAGCCAGAAGAGAGAAGGAAAGAGCUGCUUUCAGCAAGGCUUUCCAGUGA